Trematomus bernacchii (emerald rockcod) is the source of this 4645-nucleotide messenger RNA. It is a transcript of the gene nr2f6b, whose product is annotated as nuclear receptor subfamily 2, group F, member 6b. NCBI's taxonomy places the organism in Eukaryota, Metazoa, Chordata, Actinopteri, Perciformes, Nototheniidae. The transcript is spliced from 5 exons. The record is from RefSeq and is a predicted model, not a curated record. Gene Ontology annotation, biological process: cell differentiation; negative regulation of transcription by RNA polymerase II; anatomical structure development. The coding region runs from base 1540 to 2754 and encodes 404 amino acids. Gene Ontology annotation, molecular function: nuclear receptor activity; RNA polymerase II cis-regulatory region sequence-specific DNA binding; zinc ion binding.
GCGAGGCAGAGACACAGAGAGGGGAUUGAGAGGAGAGGAAGCUAUCUCUGGACUGCUCUCCACUGCAGCGUCUGGCUUUCACUAAAAGGUCUAUGACCGAGUUUUUCCUGCGCUUGUUUGCCUAAUUUAUUCCUGCCGGGGCCAGCAGAAAGAAAGGCGGAACAGAAGAAAAAAGGGACAGGCAGAACAGUACGGAGUGCAACAGAACACCCGACUUGCUGACAGGGAAUGCAGAGAGGUCCUGGCCUCUGUUACUGCUGGAUGGACAAGCACGAACAACACUCUGUGCAGCUUUGAGAGGAGGAGAUUUCUCAACUCUGCUUUGUUUUGGCUUUUUCUGUGACAUUUGAGCCCCAGACACCGCAGACUCUGAAGAGUUGGAUGAGCAACAGGAAAACAUAAUUUCACCACAGAAACAGAAGAGGACUUAUUUGGUGCACUUAUCUGCUGCAAAGACCACAUAUUCCAGGAGGGAAAGGGGUGUAUUGUCACUUCUUAUUUUAAGUGUUGAGUCUGCCUCAGUCGGAUCUUUAAGGCUUUCUGUCUAGCACACCAAACCAAAAUACUUCUUAUAUAUAAAAGCUGAAGUGGCUCUGUGUUUAUAUCUUCUCUAAAUACCAAAGAAAGAACCAAAUCCAAUUCCAAAAACCUCACACGUCUGUUUUUCUUUUGAGACAUAUGAUUGAGCAUUUCCAAAGCAAAAUACUUUCCUAUUUUUCCUUUUCAUCACUAUCACCUCUGCUUCUGAAACAGCCCUGACAAGUCAAGAGUGAGUCUGGACUAGAACUGCCUCAGAUCAGCAGAUAACACCUCUGCACGGCAGGAACUGGUUGGACUAGUUUAUAAGUUGGAGGAGAGGGCAGGGCAGUUUAACCCUGCCUGAAGGAGAGCUGUGUUUUAUUUUCCUCCCACUUGCUUGUCCUUCUGGGAGAAAGUCGAGCGCUGAGAGAGGGGCAGAGCUUCUUUUUCACUUUGAGAGCGACUCUUGUUUUGUCCCUUGUCACUAUGAUUAGAAGGAGGUGAGGUGUUUUUCUUUUUACUUCUUCCAGGGGGGGGAGACGGAGAGAGAAAGUGGGAGGGAGGAAGAAAGAGAGAAGGAGUCAAAGUGUAAUUUAUUGUGUUCAGUGAAAAGAGCAAGGCUGCACCCUUUUCUCAUGCCUGAACUCUGAACCACUCAAUGUGUGUCUGAAGUUUCUCAGAGCUCGGGAGCCAUUGAUCGGAGGUCAGGGCAGAGAACACAAGGGUGAAAGGCAAGAACAGAGAGCAGAGGGAUUAAAGAAGAGAGAGAGCAAACCGCACAGGGAAGGACUUCCAGGUCGUAACAACCAGACGGCAGAGGGGAGAAAGGUCAACACCAGAGCGGCCGGGACAACUUUGUAUCCCUUUUCUCGAUCUUCUUGGACAAAUUCUUCUUUACACACAAACCUGGACAACUAUUCUUCUCUGUAACCAGUCUUUUGACUUUGAGGCGAGUUGGAAGCUGGGGGACAGGGUGGGUCUGUGCAUGAUCCACUCACAAGGCGGCGUGUCUCAGAGAAUAUGGCCAUGGUGAGCGGGGGAUGGGGCAACCCCAACGGGGACACUAAUGGACUGGGGGAGAAGGCUUACCUGAGGAGGGAGGAAGAGGAGGGCUCGCCUCAGGCCGGGAGCAGCGAUGUGGACGUCGGGGACGAGGACAAGGCCUGCGUAGUGGACUGUGUGGUGUGUGGGGACAAGUCCAGUGGGAAGCAUUACGGCGUGUUCACCUGCGAGGGCUGCAAGAGCUUCUUUAAGAGGAGCAUCAGACGAAACCUCAACUACUCCUGCCGAUCAAAUCGAGAAUGCCAAAUCGACCAGCAUCACCGCAACCAGUGUCAAUACUGUCGUCUGAAGAAAUGUUUCCGCGUGGGAAUGCGCAAAGAAGCAGUCCAGAGGGGUCGAAUCCCUCCAGCUCACUCAGGUAUCAGUCCCAACACCCUGGCAGCUGGAGGAGGAGGGCCGGGUCACAUCGGGACGGACUACUUCAACGGGCAGCAGGUCUCGGAGCUCAUCUCCCAGCUCCUCCGGGCCGAGCCGUACCCCAGCAGCCGGUACGUGACACCGUACGGUCAGCCACAGAUGCAGGCAUCUGCGAGCGGAGCCUCCGUUAUGGGCAUCGACAGCAUCUGUGAGCUGGCCGCCCGGCUCCUCUUCAGCACCAUCGAGUGGGCCAGAAACAUCCCAUACUUCCCAGAACUGCCAGUCUCAGAGCAGGUGGCUCUGCUGAGGCUGAGCUGGAGCGAGCUCUUCAUCCUGAACGCAGCUCAGUCUGCUCUGCCUCUACACAUGGCUCCUCUGCUGGCAGCUGCCGGGUUCCACUCCUCUCCCAUGUCUGCUGAGCGCGUGGUGUCCUUCAUGGAUCAGGUCAGGGUGUUCCAGGACCAGGUAGACAAGCUGAACCGACUGCAAGUGGACUCCGCCGAGUACAGCUGCCUCAAAGCCAUUGCACUCUUUUCACCCGACGCAUGUGGUCUGACUGACCCAUCCCAUGUGGAGUCCCUGCAGGAGAAGGCCCAGGUUGCCCUUACAGAGUACGAGAGGUUGCAGUACCCAAACCAGCCCCAGCGCUUCGGCCGAUUACUGCUGCGCCUUCCAGCUCUGCGCGCCGUGCCUGCCAACCUCAUCUCCCAGCUCUUCUUCAUGCGGCUGGUGGGCAAGACCCCCAUCGAGACGUUGAUCCGAGACAUGCAGCUAUCAGGGAGCUCCAUCAGCUGGCCCUACGUACCGGGACAGUGAGCCCAUGUGACUCCAGAGUGAGACAGACUGAGAUCAGAUUGGGAGGAUUCAGAGUUCACAAAGAUUACAUAUAAAGGACAAACUGAAUGUUAUGAAUACAAACUUAGACGUGUAAGGUCUUUGCUUGUGAGUGUAAAGGUCAGCUUUUUGCCACAGUAUCUCUAAAGUUUGGUGAAAGUCACACCAAAAAGCUGCUUUCAGAGAACCAAAAAUGUGUAAUUAUCCUUUACCAUAUAUUUAUAUAUAUAUGUUUGCAGCACUUGUCAGUUUUGCUCUGGCCUCCAUCUGAUCUCUCUGUUUUAUUCUGGAUAAAAACACAAGGCUUUCAGUGAAACGCAGACUCUAUCAUGAGGCCAUGUGCCUGAACUACCUCAUCCAACAUCACCCCUAAGGAGAGACUCAGUUUGAACCCAGGCUCUGUGUUUGACCUCUGCUCUGUUUUUUAAAAGCCAGAAUGAAGCCAUAGUGACAUUUCUACAGGCAGAGCUCUAUAUCUGGGACAUUUCGCGCAGAUCAAGUUGUGUCAGGUUUUUUUAAGUGAGCAGACUUUGUUACCAAAUAUGUUUGUAAAAACCGCAGUUUCAACUUUCUACAGCAUUAAAACAAAGAAGCGGCAUUGGCAUUGUAUAUUUUACUUUACUAUAAAGUAUUGCAUAUACUUCUGUAAAGAAAUAGUUCAACAUUUUGAGAAAAUGUGCUUAUUUAAUUCCUUGCAGAUUUAGAUGAGAGGAUUGAUUGCACUUACGUAUCUCUAUGAUAAAUAUGAAGCUACAGCCAGCAGCUAGGUAGCUGAGCAGAUAUUCUGCCAGCCUGGCUCUGCUCAAAGAUAAACAAGUAACCCCUCCAACCCCCUGAUGCUCUUUCAUUUACAUGUUGUAUUCUUCUGUCAGAAAAAUGUCCCCUUAAAAUUGAGAAUUGGUGAUUUGACACAUUAAUAUUUGAGCAGAUUCAACAAAUGAUCUUUAACUUAAUCAGUGAGUUUUGGAGGUGCUUACUGUUUUUUGGCUUUAGCUCCAUGUUUACUAUUCUCUCUGCAAGAAAGUAAAUAACCAUGUGUUACCUACAUGUUGAGCUAUUCCUUUGCUAUAGUUUAUUAUACAUUAAUGUUGUAUGUCGCCACAAGAAGUGGAGGUGAAUGUAUUCAGACACACCCUGGCUCCUCACUGUCACAUCUCUGUAUUACAUUAUUACCUCAUGUUUUAUAUCAAAGACAAAUAUUAUAUAUUCAUGUGCUAAAGAUAAAUAUAAAGGGAUCAAGGCAUCUUCAACAAUAAACACAAAUAAUCCCCUACUUGUCUGACCAUCAGACUUGGCCAAAAUAUAUUUGAAAAUGUGUUGAGAUGUUUGCUUAAUGUAAGAAGACCGCGAGAGUUCGAUAUACUCUUUUUCAUUUCUUUCUAAGUUGUGGUCUACUUUAAAAGCAGUGUGUUAAAACAUGGCCUAAAGUGGACAGAGGUCACUUCAGGUCAUUAUUAUGCUUGUGCAAGGUACUUGUUUUGUGUUGUUAAGGUUAUGGUCUUUGUGGUACUGAGAUAAAGGGUACCAAGUAGUCACAUUCAUGGUUGUUAUUGGCAUGCAUCUCAAUGUGACAAUUGUUUUUGCUAAAUGAAUGACUGAAACAAAAGAGAAUGGGGAGGGGAAUUGUUUUGGUAUACAUUUUUGUAUUACACGUUAAAAGAAAAGGCAACAAUGAUCCCUGAUGCGGUCAAACAACCUCAUUAACAGCUCUUUGUGCUGUCCUUGAAUCACUUUGUGUUAUUUGUUGGAAUAUAAACAAUGGUGAUUUGAUUGUGUAGCUUGACUUUAAAAAGAAGCAUGUUUCUAUGACCACGCCACAUCUAAAAUAUGACUGGUUAUCUUUGCAUUACGAGAAAUAAAAGUAUGCACAUUC